Molecule: messenger RNA, 3798 nt
Organism: Linum trigynum
Lineage: Eukaryota; Viridiplantae; Streptophyta; Magnoliopsida; Malpighiales; Linaceae
Source: the annotation of a GenBank genome assembly
AUGGCGAAGCGUGGAUAUAAGCUGCAGGAAUUUGUGGCGCACUCCAGCAAUGUGAAUUGCCUGAGCAUAGGAAGAAAGGCCGGUAGACUGUUCAUCACGGGUGGGGAUGAUCACAAAGUGAAUCUAUGGUCGAUUGGCAAACCUACUUCUUUGAUGAGUUUAUGCGGCCACACGAGUCCAGUUGGAUCCGUAGCAUUUGAUGCUGCUGAAGUUUUGGUGCUUGCUGGGUCUUCUGCUGGUGCAAUAAAAAUGUGGGAUUUAGAAGAAGCAAAAAUGGUUCGCACUCUUACUGGACACAGAUCCGACUGCAAUGCCGUUGAGUUUCAUCCAUUUGGUGAAUUCUUUGCAUCUGGUUCUGCGGACACGAAUCUGAGGAUAUGGGAUAUCAGAAAGAAAGGAUGCAUUCACACAUACAAGGGCCACAGUCAAGCCAUUAGUACCAUUAAAUUCACUCCUGAUGGCCGCUGGGUUGUGUCUGGUGGAUUUGAUAAUGCUGUAAAGGUGUGGGAUCUUACUGCAGGAAAGCUUUUACACGAUUUUAAAUUCCAUGAAGGACCUAUCAGAUCAUUAGACUUCCAUCCCCUUGAGUUUCUCUUAGCGACAGGUUCUGCUGAUCGAACUGUGAAAUUCUGGGAUCUUGAAACAUUCGAAUUAAUUGGAUCAGCUAGACCCGAGGCAACGGGAGUACGCUCUAUGGCGUUUCAUCCUGAUGGAAGGACACUUUUUUGUGGAUUAGACGAUAAUCUCAAGAUAUAUUCUUGGGAGCCUGUGAUUUGUCAUGAUUCAGUGGACAUGGGAUGGUCUACCCUUGGUGACCUCUGCAUUCAAGAUGGGAAACUUUUGGGUUGCUCAUACUAUCAUAAUACCGUUGGAGUUUGGGUGGCAGACAUUUCGCUUAUUGAGCCAUAUGGGACUGGUGAUGUGCAUGAAGAAAAUGAAUACACAGAGCAGAUGUUCACUUUCUCAAAAACUUAUUCUGGAGACAUAAGCAGUGAUAUAAAAUCAGUUGCGGGUUUGCGCUCUAGGUCUCCGGAAAUCGACACAAAAGACAUAAAGAACAUAUAUAUUGAUUCUAGUGGUGGAAGUCCUGUUGCUUUGCAAAGGACUGGUUCACUGAACUCUGGUAAUGGUGUCUUCCCAUUGGACACAAUUCAAACAUAUAAUCCACCAAUAGAGAAGCAAUGUCAUUCGGUGGAACUGAAUACCAAAUCUGGUGGUCAGACACUUGAUAAAUCUUUUAUUGCACCAACAGUAGUACCUCAGCAACCUGCCAUAGAAAAGGACUCUGUUGAUACAAAAAAUGAAAAGAUUACCUUUUCAAGGACUAAACCAGGAAUGCUGCUUAGACCAGUGAGAAGGGCUUCUAAAAGUGAUAUCAAGGACGUCUCGGUGAUAAUUGAACCUGUAAAUCUUGCCAAUGUAGCUAUUGAGAAAGAUAUUACAGCAGAUGUGCCUGUGCAGACCAAGAUUGUGCUUGAAGAGGGAACUCAGAAGUCCAAUGAGGAAAAAGGUUCUUUGUUUCCCAGUGUAGCACAAAAAUCCGAGAAGUUGCCAUCUCCAGAGAAACCCCCUAUUAGUGAAAAUUGUGAUGAACCUGCUAAAACUAUAAGGACCGAGCCAGGUUUCAAUGUGAAUGGAGGUGAUGAAGCUGAUAAAUUUAAAAGAGUAAACCCAGUUAGGAUUGUCAAUGGAGUUGCAGUGGUGGAAGGCAGAACUCGUUCUCUUGUUGAGAGGUUCGAAAGACGAGAAAAGUCAAGCACUGAAGAUCAAUCACCCAAUGGAGAUCUUCCUGUGCAAGGAGCAAUUAAUACUCCCAAUAUAACUACUGAUAUGAGCCCUCAUAUAACAGCUGAAACAGAUAACACACCAGUCGCUCCUUUUUCUGAACCCAAGCCAGCUUCUAGAGGUAAACCUGAGUGUGAUGGAAGUCCAAUUCCACCAUCAAAUACAGCAUCGCCUGCUGUAUCUGAAGCAGAUAAAGCUCCCAUUCGAGUACGCAGGUCUUCUUCUCAUGGGUUACCUGGAACAGCUCCUGAUAUGAGCCCUCAUGUAACAGCUGAAACAGACAAAACACCAGUCACUCCUUUUUCUGAACCCAAUCCAGCUUCUAGAGGUAAACCUGAGAGUGAUGGAAGUCCAGUUCCACCAUCAAGUACAGCCUCACCUGCUGUAUCUGAAGCAGAUAAAGCUCCCAUUCGAGUACGCAGGUAUUCGUCUCAUGGAUUACCUGGAACAGCUUCUGAUAUGAGCCCUCAUGUAACAGCUGAAACAUAUAAAACACCAGUCACUCCUUUUUCUGAACCCUAUCCAGCUUCUAGAGGUAAACCCGAGAGUGAUGGAAGUCCACUUCCACCAUCAAAUACAGCCUCGCCUGCUGUGACUGGAGCAGAUAAAGCUCCCAUUCGAGUACGCAGGUCUUCUUCUCAUGGAUUACCUGGAAUCCAUAGAAGUAUAAAUCCUCCAUCUUCCACAUCCUCUCGCGCUGUAACUGAAGUGGACCGCUCUCACCGGAGGGCGUCCAGUGUAGGAACCUACCGUACUCGUCUGACCUCAUCGGCCCCAACAUCGUCUAAUUCUGUCCCUGAAUCAGAAGGCACCCAUCCAGUGGCAUCAUCGUAUAGAAACCUCAGCCGUACUGCCGAUACAGAUAUAUCACCCUUCGCCACAAUUCAUAAGAUACCACGUGAUCUACCUGCAACUGGUAGUAGGAUGACAACUGCAGUGAAGGAAGAGCAGCGGAUUUCUAUGAGAGGGUCGGUCUCUGCUAAUUUUGGACUUGCUGUAGCAUCUGAUAGAACCUCUAAUAAUACUCCUGAAAUGGAAAAAUUGCCCUUCUCCACAGUUAGUAGGCCCCGUCGCCGAGUAUCUGGGAUGGAUAGAACGCGGCCAAUCAUGAAGGAAGAGCCACAGAUUUCUAUAAAGGACUCCACCUCUGCUGGUUAUGGACCUGGAAUGUCGUCUGACGCGCCUAACAAUACUCCUGAAGUCGAAAAAUCAGCACUCACAGCAGUUAAUAGGGCCCGUCACCGUAUACCUGCAAUGGAUCGUACACCUCCAAUCGUGAAGGGAGAGCCACAGGUUAUGCUAAGGGAGUGUGUCUCAGCUGAUCAUGGAUCUUCAGCAGCAUCUAAUUCUAGCCGAAGUAGUUCACCUGAAUUUGAAAAAUCCGCCUUCACUACAGUUAAACAGGCUCCUCGGCGAGUGCCUGUGAUGGAUAAAUCACCUCCCACUGCGAAUGAAGAGCCUCAGAUUUCUGGAAGGGACUCUGGCUGUGGGGAUGUGAUUGAAGAUCUGUUGCAAAACCAUGAUGCCAUUUUAAGUACUCUUAAAUCUCGAUUAACUAAAUUGCAAGUCAUUCGACAUUUUUGGGAGCAGAGCGACUUCAAAGGUGCAAUCAAUGCCAUGAGGCGACUACCUGAUCACUCAGUCGGUAUUGAUGUGCAAGCAGAUGUGGUCGGUGUUCUAGUAGACAAAAUAGAAAUCAUCACCUUGGACUUAUUUUCGUCCUUGCUUCCUGUGCUUGUGGGCUUACUCAAUAGCCAGAUGGAAAGGCAUGCAAAUACAUCACUGGAGAUGCUGCUGAAGCUUGUAGCAGUCUUUGGACCAACGAUUCGUUCCACUGUUUCAGCUCCUCGUCCAGUUGGCGUUAAUCUUCAUGCAGAGGAAAGGAUCGACUGCUGUAACCAAUGCUUCAUCGAGCUACAGAAGAUUCAACAAAUCCUUCCUUCACUCGUCAGGAAAGGUGGUGUCCUGGCGAAAUCUGCCCGGGAGUUGAAUCUAGUACUUCAACGACCUUGA